This is a messenger RNA of Dovyalis caffra, 480 nucleotides long. The record is from the annotation of a GenBank genome assembly. Lineage: Eukaryota; Viridiplantae; Streptophyta; Magnoliopsida; Malpighiales; Salicaceae.
AUGGGGCACCAGCACCACCGUCAAAACCACCAACACCACCAAGCAACAGACAGUUUAGUUAACCUCUUCACAAAAGCAAACAACGAUCUUACACUAGUCCAAUUCAAGCUCGAGAGAGAAUUUCAACAAAUCUACCCUGACAAUGCAAAUCCAGUGAAGUUAGUUAAUAGAAUAAAGAAAUUACAAGGAGAUUUGACAGUCUUGAAGGAUCAGUGCCAAGAGCUUCUUGCAGCCAAACAGGAUUUGAUUGAUAAAGCGCGGACGGUUCUUGUUGGGAAUAGGAAUUUGAUACAGAGGAUGGAAGUGUCGAUGGGGUUCGAUGUUACUGGUGAUGCUGAGGAUCCUGCGUUUGUGAACUUCAAUGAGAUUAUUGAUGAGUGGACGACUCACGUCAGAGCAAGAACAGGGGAUGAGACGCAUGAUUCGGACGCUGAGGAUGUCAACAAGUUGCUUUUCUCAGCCAUAGUUCAAAACAAUUGA